Aspergillus sclerotioniger CBS 115572 is the source of this 1082-nucleotide messenger RNA. Its product is annotated as MARVEL domain-containing protein. The transcript has 5 exons. The record is from RefSeq and is a predicted model, not a curated record. The coding region runs from base 463 to 954 and encodes 163 amino acids. Gene Ontology annotation, cellular component: membrane. NCBI's taxonomy places the organism in Eukaryota, Fungi, Ascomycota, Eurotiomycetes, Eurotiales, Aspergillaceae.
UCAAUGGUCGUCACCGAAUGAAAACCUUCCAUUGCAUCGCAUCCACGCAUCCACCCUUCCAGCGGGUCGAUCAGUUACCCAGCGCGGUUGAGGAGAAUGUUGCGCCUAGACGUUGGGCAGGACGCAAGAUUCCCGGCGGGCCAAUCAUGGGCCAGAAAACGAUGUCAUGUCACUGGCAGACCCGGUGAUCAGAACAAACGAACUUCGCUGAGCAAGGGAACUCGAAGUUUUCCCCCUCCUGUGAAAAUUCGUCGCGGAUCAUCGGCUCUGAUCAGAAGCUUGGUCGUCUGGCUUCUUAUUAUUUAAAUCCCACCUCCAUCUCGUCUCCCUCUCUUGUGACUCUUGCUGGUUAUCCUGCAGUUUUACAAUCUCAUUGGAACACCCCUACUUUCUCCAACCAAGCUAGUACUAUCUGUCUAUUAUUGACGACCCUGCAUUUGCAUCGACUCCACUUCGGUCAACAUGCCUGUUAUCUCACGUUUAGUGUCAAUUGUCUUCCGCGUAGCGGAAAUUGUUUGCGCUGCGGUGGUUGCCGGUAUCAUCGGCCACUACCUCGCCCACUACAGCGGUAGCUCAUGGCCCCAAGCCCGUUGGAUCUACACCGAAGUCGUCGCUGGUUUAUCCAUACUUCUCGGACUGAUAUGGCUCAUACCAUUUUCCUCCGGUUUCUUCUCCUGGGGAUUUGACGUCAUCAUCUCUUUCGCAUGGUUUGCGGCUUUUGGUAUCCUCGUCGACGCCAUCCACAAGUUGAACUGCGGUAGCAUCUGGCACUGGGGCGGACUCUAUCAUAACGAUAGCUGCAGUCGAUGGAAGGCAGCUGAGGCGUUCAGCUUUAUCUCUGCCAUUGUCUGGCUUGCGUCGGCGCUGGUGGGUAUCUGGUUUACGUUCCGGGUCCGGAAGGAGUCCACUCCUCCUACCUAUGGUCGUCGUCGCUUCGGCCGCUCUGCCGUGUAAGUGUGGGACGUCUCGUGCCACACAGCCCAUUGCACCAAGUGCUAUCUACACUUCCAUUUACGGAGUCUCGAGGUGUUGCUUGCAUGCCACACGGCACGUUGCUCCUCGGCUCUAACGCUCAUUCCAUG